Messenger RNA from Cladophialophora yegresii CBS 114405, 810 nucleotides. RefSeq lists its product as uncharacterized. Bases 1 to 810 code for a protein of 269 amino acids. The record is from RefSeq and is a predicted model, not a curated record. The transcript has a single exon. Lineage: Eukaryota; Fungi; Ascomycota; Eurotiomycetes; Chaetothyriales; Herpotrichiellaceae.
AUGGCGAGCGCGGUCUCGUCCCUCUCAACCGGCAACGGCAAUGAACGCUUCAACGCAGAAGCCGCGAACUGGGAUAAAAACCCCUUCGUGCAUGAAGCCAGCAAACUAGCAGCAAAGGCCAUCAUCCAGCAAUUCCCAGCACUGCAGAAGGCACGCCCAGGGAGGCCUAAGCUGGACGUCCUUGAGAUAGGAUGUGGCACGGGCCUCCUCUCCUGCAUGCUCGCACCCUAUGCGCGACAUUAUGUGGCCGUCGACGCAGCCCAGGGGAUGAUCGAUGUGCUGAAAACAAAGUUGCAGCGAUCUGAAUCCCCACAAAACAUCAUCCCAGUCGCGGUGUUGCUGGAGGAUCCCGAGGACCGCCACCUGCCCCCAGCUGACGAGAACGAACCUGACGGGAAGAGGCUGAAGUUUGAUCUCAUCACCUCGCACCUUGUCUUGCACCACAUUCAAGAUCUGAAGGCUGUCUUGACCACCAUGCUCGGCUGUCUCAAAGAUGGGGGAAGUGUGGCGUUGACCGACUUUGAAGACGCCGGUCCAGAGUCGAAGAGAUUCCACCCACAAUCAAAGAUGGGCGGGGUCGAGCGGCACGGGAUCCAUGCCGAAACCAUGGAGCGCUUGAUGAAUGAUGUCGGGUUCGUCAACGUCGAGAUCAGGGCCGCCUGGAGUAUGGACAAGACGGUGGAGAAGUUUGAGGGCGAGUUUGGGCAUGAGGCCAAGGCUGGAGAGCCUGGUCAGGGGGUGGUGCAGAGUUUCCCCUUUGUGCUGUGCAUGGGUGAGAGGAAGUGGUGCCAGUCAAGUGACGGCUCUUGA